Colletotrichum tamarilloi is the source of this 2466-nucleotide messenger RNA. RefSeq names its product fungal specific transcription factor domain-containing protein. Gene Ontology annotation, molecular function: zinc ion binding; DNA binding; DNA-binding transcription factor activity, RNA polymerase II-specific. The transcript has 5 exons. Lineage: Eukaryota; Fungi; Ascomycota; Sordariomycetes; Glomerellales; Glomerellaceae. Bases 1 to 2466 code for a protein of 821 amino acids. Gene Ontology annotation, biological process: regulation of DNA-templated transcription; DNA-templated transcription. The record is from RefSeq and is a predicted model, not a curated record.
AUGAAUCCGGACCACGUAACCCCACCCGCCGGACCAAGCACCGGCGGCAGCAACCCCUCUUCCACUUCCAACUCUUCCGCCCCCGGCCCCGGACCUUCGUCCGCCUACCAUUCGGCAUCAGCAUCAGCAGCAGCCGCCGCAAAACGCUCCCGCGUCCUCCUCUCCUGUGGUCCCUGCCGCGCCUCCAAGCUGAAAUGCGACCGCUCCGAGCCGUGCGGCCAGUGUCUGAAGAAGUCCCGCCCGGAAGGCUGCGUCUACGCGCCGAAACCCGAGAAGCAGAAGCCCGCCAAGGGCAUGGCGGCGCGGCUCAAGAGGCUGGAGGGUAUGGUGAGGACGAUGAUGGAUGAGGGAGGAGGUGUCGCGGGAGCGGGACCAGGAGGAGGAGGACCGCAGACUACUGGUGCUGCUGUCGACGCCGUGCAGGAGGAGGAGAAGGGCAUCGCGCAGCCUGGGGGUCAGCUUGUUCAGGGGGGUAGGGCGAGCACGUAUGUUGGGGCUACGCAUUUCAUGGCUAUUCUUGAGGAUAUUGAGGAUAUGAAGAGCUACUUUGAGGAGCCGGAGACCGACUACGACGAGAGCCCUGAACCGUCAGACGAGAUCGAGGCCCCUGAUCUCAUGCUCUUCUCGAGGAACAUGCCUCGCAGCAGAGAGGACCUGUUGAAGCUGCUCCCUGAGCAAAAGAUUGUCGACAGACUCAUCAUGAGGUACUUUUCCUCCCGUAGUCCAUCACAGCGUAAGACACCACGGCUCGGCUCUCGCGAUCUUCACCCCAUGGCUUCGUAUUACGCCCGCUUCUGGACCGACCCGUCCAGCACCGACCUCCACUGGCUCGCCCUCCUCUUCAUGGUCAUGUCCCUCGGCGUCUUCUACUCGACCUUCAUGGCACCCCACGAGCUCUCGGUCGACUCCCCGCAGCCGCCCAUGGACCGCUUCAAGCUCUUCCGCGCCGCCGCCGCCUGCUGCCUCGUCUGGGGCAGGUACACCCACCCGACCAUCGCCACCAUCCCGCCCUUCAUCCUCUACGUCGAGGCCGAGUUCAUCAUCUCCCGCGCCGCCCAGAUGAACUGCUACGUCCUCUCCUCCGUCUGCCUCCGCCUCCUCCUCAAGAUGGGCCUCCACCGCGACCCGGACCGCCUCCUCGCCGCGGGAACCGUCAUCUCCCCCUACGAGGGCGAGAUGCGCCGCCGCAUGUGGAACAUGGCCGUCCAGCUCGACCUCCUCGUCUCCUUCCACAUGGGCCUCCCCAGCAUGCUCAACGGCAUCGACGCCGACUGCAGCCUCCCGCGCAACCUCAUCGACGAGGACUUUGACGAGGACACCCUCGUGCUCCCGCCGGCCCGACCCGCGACGGACUACACCGAGAUGACCUACCCCAUCAACAAGUCCGCCAUGAUGCUCGUCUUCGGCCAGGUCGCGCGGCAGUCCCACCUUCUCACCCCGCCGCCCUACGCCGAGGUAAUGCGCCUCGACGACCUCCUCAACACCUCGUGGUGCGCCGUGCCGCAGUUCAUGAUGGUCAAACCCCUACAGGAGUGCGUCACCACCCCGCCCAUGCAAAUCAUCCAGCGCUUCGGCCUCGCCUCGCUCUACAACAAGAGCCGCUGCGUCCUCCACCGCCGCUUCCUCCUCGACCCCGCGCCGCGCCGCGAGCACGACUACUCCCGCCGGCAGUGCCUCGAGGGCGCCGUCGUCCUCCUCGACUUCCAAAACACGAUAUGGCACGCCUGCCAGCCGGGCAACAUGCUCAGCCAGAACGGCUGGUUCGUCUCCUCGCUCGCCGUGCACGACUUCCUCCUGGCCGCCACCAUCCUAUACCUCGCCAUCGGACACGAACCGUUCUGGGGUGGCGUGGACGGCAAGACCGGCGCGGCGGCGACGACGACGGCCUCGCCCGGGUGGAUGGCGGAGAUGAAUCCCCCGCCGACGAGGGCGUACCUCCUGCACCUCCUGCAGAGGUCGUAUUCCGUCUGGAUCGCCAUCGCCGGCGGCGUGCCCGAGGUGAGGAAGACGGCGGGUAUCCUGGAAACGAUGCUGAACAAGCUGGGGUCGCCGCCGAAUUCUCCGCCAGAGAACGGGGGCGCAAAGGUGUCGUCGGCAUCGGGGCUUCGCCAGAGUGACGGGCCGGAAUCGGCUGCUCGAUCCGCCCAAGACGACCAACAGCUACUCGACGGUCUUUCAAUCAGUGACUCGACAUCGUUCCCUACGACUACGACGAAUCGCUUCCAGCCCUUUGAGUUUGUCACGUCGGGCCUCGGGCCAAGUGAACCUGGGCUCGACCGUGGAUGGGCGGCGGUUGGCAAUGAAGAGAUGGACUGGCGAUACUUUGACAACAUUAUGGCUCAGCCUCACAAUGACCCAGUCGGUCUCGAGUCACUGGACGCGUCCCAGCCGUGGUUUGAACGGACACUGGGACCGGACGAUUUUGAUUUCUCUACGUCUGGUGCAUGGGAUCCAAGCUUGGGAUAA